UGCUGUUAUAGGCGGUCGUCUCAAGCGGGCAGCACUGGACCGGUUGCAUUCUGUGGUCAACUAUUUUAUAAAAUCUCCACCUUGCCAAAACACCACGAAUACGGUGGAAAUAUGGCAACUCGGAGGCUGCUGUCAGCCACAAUCCCCCGUCUUCUUGAGACAACCACGACCAUCAUUUGAACAUGGAAUUAAGGAUGCAUGAAAAUAAACGGAGUGCAAAGAUUUUGAGAGAGAAAGAGAGAACGUUCGGGUCCGCGCAUUGUAUUUCAGCAUCAGACUGACUGCAUUGCCGACAGCCAUACAUAAUUGGUGAACAUUGGCGUAUGAUCUUUUAGUUAUAUUGAAUUAGAACAUUCUGCUUUACAAACGGUCUGAGAGGGAAAAACCGGUAGAUGUCAAUUUCUUCAUGUCAUCGUCUAAUUGAACAGGAGAAAAAAUGAGUGAACAGAGUAUCUGCCAAGCCCGUGCCUCAGUCAUGGUGUACGACGACACCAGUAAGAAGUGGGUUCCAAUCAAGCCGGGCCAGCAGGGCUUCAGCCGCAUCAACAUCUACCACAACACGGCCAACAACACCUUCCGCGUGGUCGGGGUCAAGCUACAGGACCAACAGGUAGAGGUGGUGAUCAACUACUCCAUAGUGAAGGGGCUGAAGUAUAACCAGGCCACGCCCACCUUUCACCAGUGGCGCGAUGCCAGGCAGGUUUACGGCCUCAACUUCGCCAGCAAAGAGGAGGCCACCACCUUCUCCACAGCCAUGAUGUUCGCUCUCAACACGCUCAGCUCGCAAGACGGAGGCCCUGCUGUCCAACGCCAAAAUGGGCCCUCCUCAGAAGACCCCGAUGUACAGAGGAGGCAAAUGAUGGAGCCACAUCAGAUGCAGGGAGUGGCCCACAAAGAGAGGGAGCGACGGACAUCUGGCUCAGUUGUUUCCACCCUCCAAUAUAAGGUGUCCUCCCCUCUCUCUCACCCCUCCAACACCCCUUUUGAGUAUAGACACUAUCGGGCCGCCACACUGCCGCCCUCCUAUGCCCGAGUGGCCUCCAACUCCUCCCCUUCCUCCUCUUCCUCUUCCUCCUCCCACGAGAGAGAGGUGGCAGGCGGACGGGCUGGCGACAACUCCUCCCAGCUCUCCCAGCUCUCCACUUCCCUGGUCUCGGCCUUCUCCCCCGUGCAGCCAGGGUUGCCCACGGCCCUGACCCGGCAGGUGCGCCAGAUCCCCCUCUCUCCCCCCACGGCGCGGGCUCUCCACCACACCAAGUCCCUCCACCAGGGUGACCCCCAGCAGGACCCUGUGCUGCUCCCCAAACACGGCACCUGGUCCACCUCCCACACCCACAUAUACGGCCCCGUGCACAUGCCUCCCGUACCCCAGCCUGUCCUCCCAGUGGCCCUCCCUCUGCCGCCCCGCCACAGCCGGGUCAAGCCCCACCCCCUGGACCAGGCCAGCCAACCCCAUAUCCCGCCCCACCUCCCCCACGCCAAUGGCCAAUCAGAGGACUAUUAUAACCUCGCUCAGCAGCAACAGCAGCAGCUAGGUUACUGUGAGGCUACCUCCUUGCCCCCUCUGAUUGGUCAGUCUGCGCAGGGCCACGUCCCCGUCUCCUCCAACCAACCCCAGUACCCCUCCUCAUUCCACCCCCAGCAACAGAUGUCCCAGGCCGCGCCACCACCACCACCAGCAGCCCAAUUCUCUCCCCCCUCAUACACCCCAGCCCCAUCAGAGUGGGGCUCACCCAAGCAGACACCCUCUCCCGUCUCUCAGGCUGCCACGGCAACCUGCAGUCCGGUUUCUCUCCCCGCCAUGCUCGCUGUGGCCCCACCGGUGGCCCCCCCUGCCCCUAUGGCACCUAUGGCCCCCCCUCCUCCACCGGGCCCCCCGCCUCCGGCCACAGUGCCACCGCCCAUGCCCCCCCCACUACCGGUUGGUGGAGGGCACGGAGGGCCUCAUUUAGAGGGGGCAGGGAAUGAGCUGGCGCAGCCACUCUCAGGACUGGCUGCUGCCCUGGCUGGAGCCAAACUCCGCAAAGUUGCAAGGGAUGAGAACAGUCCGCCAGGAACAGGUGUAGCCAAGAACGAUGGCAACCGCUCCAGUGGAGGUAGUGGUGGUGGAGGGGAGGGGCUAAUGCAGGAAAUGAACGCCCUUCUAGCACGCAGACGGAAAGCCUCAGAGAAACCUGAAGAGGAGGAUCCCAAGCCAGGGCAGAACUCCACAGAUGCAGGGAAGAAUCCAUGGGACCGAGCCAACUCUGUAGACAAGGCCUCACUGGUAUCAAGGGUGCGACCAGUGGGCAGCACUAGUGAGGGAGACCUAGACUUUGACAGGAUGAAGCAGGAAAUCUUGGAUGAAGUUGUACGUGAAUUGCAGAAGGUGAAAGAUGAGAUCAUUAAUGCCAUUAGACAAGAAAUUGGUCGAAUCCAUACAUGUUAAUCUGUGGACAACAGGAUGUGCUGAAGGAUAAGAAGAUGUGCUGGAAAGGAAUGUUCUCAACGUUUCUGUGACGCUGUGAAAAUAUUGCUGUGACGCUGCAGAAAGGUUGAGCCAACAUUGAGUCUGCUGUGCAGAACAGAAAGGUGAAGAAGAAAAAAAAGUUGGAGAAAGAAAGUGAACGAGAGAGAAAAAUAAUGGUUAAAUGAACAAAGGAUGUGCGGACGGAAGGAUGGACGGACGCUUGCACCUUUUUCAUUUUUUUCCCCCCAUUUCUGUGCAUUUCGAGACAGUCCAGUUUGCAGCUCUCAGUCUGUUCUAAGUCUUACAAAAGAAAAUAUUUUUGUUUUCUAAGUUACCGUUUUAUUAUUAUGAUUUUUUUUAACUGAUUAUUUUAUUAUUCGUACCAUUAUAUAUAUAUAUAUAUAGAGAGAGAGAGAGAGAGAGAGAGACAAAAGACAAACUGUUGUUCUACAUUAGCGGGUUCUAGAGGAAACUUGCACACCAAUUACAUCAGCCUUUUAUAUUUUAUAAUGAUUUCCUUUUCCUUAGGUGUUUGACCAGCACGUAUGGCACAUACUAUGCUUUAGUCACCUGACCUCAGUUUUUAAAAAGCUUGUUAUCUAUUUACCAGUAACAGAGCAGUGUUCAUUGGGCCCCAAAUGGAAGAAAACUGACAAACAGGGAGGGACUACCGUUCUCCAUUGUAAAAAGUUUUUAAAAUAUGUUCCAUUUUGUGCCCUAAUAAACACAACCACGGUGUAUAAAAAUCACUGUAAUUUGGGGAUCAUUCACAAAACGUACCAACACCUGUAAAUUCACCAUCUACGUAUUCCCAAAAUAGAUCAAAUGAUCCCUAGGCUGCCCCUACGAAACCCAUACAGUAGUCUAUAUCAGAGGUGUCAAACGCGGUCUUCAACAAGGUCCGGAGGGCCGCACUGAAAAUUAGUUACAUUUCCUUGCUGUCAAAAUUUGCACCCCCCCCCAAAAAAAUGGUCUAUCUAUCGUUUUGGGACUUCGAUGCUGCCCGAUUGUCCACCUUUCAUUUUGGUGAUUAUUAGCGAGUUGGACACAGUCAAGAAACUGUAUGAAUGGAGGUCCAUUAUCAUUUAUACACAGUUUCGACUUGGUUUUAGUCAUUUUUGUGUAUUGAGUCCCCCCCCCCAACUAAAAAAAAUAAAAAUAUGCAAAAAAAAGUAUUGUUUUUACUCAAACCACCCCUCACGGGCCGUAUGUUUGACACUCCUGGUCUAUAUGGUUUGAUCCGGUGUAUUAACCAUGCAUUUUUUUUUUAUUGGGUUUUAAAAAUGGUGGUACAUUUACAAUGGUGGUUUGUUUUUUUGUGAAUAUCCUCCUUGCUAUUUAAAGUAACUGUCCAGAUUUCAAUGAAAUAUGACCUAUAAUUACAAUAUGAAUGAAAUACUUAAAUUACAAAAAGCAUGUUAAAAAGCAGCUUUUCUGUGUUGGAAUGGUAUCUUAACAACAGAAUGGUGUGGGUGUAUACCGAUCAUUAAAAAUAUUCACGCGAGUAAACCGCUGAUUGGCCAGCUCAGCCAAUGAUGCAGGAUGACAUCAUUCUCUAUGAGGAAAUAGCAUUUUUUAAUCGGUCUGUUUGAGAUACAAGUUUGAGGUGGGGUUUUUGAAGUGUUUUUUUUCCUCCAAUUCAUGCUUUGGCCACAUACGAGUGUAGGAUGAGUCAUCAACAGAAUAUGGACAUUUAAAAGUGAGAUUUUCACUGGACAGUUACUUUAAGGUUGAACUUGAAAUGUGAAAAUGGAGCCAGUUGCAAAAUUAAAAGUAUACAUAAAUCAGUGCAAAAGUUAUUUGUGAUGAUAGGGGGAAAAUAUGAUUGGGGGAAAAUAUGAUUGAAUAUCGGUUGUGACAUUCACUUUGACUAAGUUCUGAAUUAAAUUUCAAAAAUCGAAAAGUAAAUGAAUUUAAACCAAA
Messenger RNA from Salmo salar (Atlantic salmon), 4372 nucleotides. Its product is annotated as ena/VASP-like protein. Gene Ontology annotation, biological process: protein homotetramerization; positive regulation of actin filament polymerization; actin polymerization or depolymerization. The record is from RefSeq and is a predicted model, not a curated record. Gene Ontology annotation, molecular function: profilin binding; actin binding; SH3 domain binding. Lineage: Eukaryota; Metazoa; Chordata; Actinopteri; Salmoniformes; Salmonidae. Gene Ontology annotation, cellular component: cytoskeleton.